Messenger RNA from Wallemia ichthyophaga EXF-994, 5406 nucleotides. Its product is annotated as Protein ZDS1. Gene Ontology annotation, biological process: establishment of cell polarity; positive regulation of G2/M transition of mitotic cell cycle. Bases 1 to 5406 code for a protein of 1801 amino acids. Lineage: Eukaryota; Fungi; Basidiomycota; Wallemiomycetes; Wallemiales; Wallemiaceae. Gene Ontology annotation, cellular component: cell septum; cytoplasm. The record is from RefSeq and is a predicted model, not a curated record. The transcript is spliced from 6 exons.
AUGAAUGAUUCUGAUGUAAAUCAUCAAGUUUCUAUCCUGAAAGCUCUACGUAGACGAUCACUAUCGCAAGGCCAGCGUACUGCAAUUGAUCCUGAUCUACCACCGACCAAACAAGAAAUUCAAAAUGAUAAAGCUUUGAAUCAAUAUUGGGUCCCUGCUUCUGCUCACCCAGAGACUACCACCCAUCCAAAUGAAUUCAAUCAUUACGUUUCCAAUCACUCUCCUACACCAUCAAACUCAGGCUCUCUUAGCAGGAUUAGAUCCUCCAGCUCUCAUGGCUCUUCACUCUCCCGUAGAAAGUCAAAGCUAUCAAGACAAUACACUCCAACUGAGGAUGACGGCGUUGGCGAUAAUGAUUUCAUAUCCCCAUCCUCCUCCAAGCCAAGUUCUCUUAAUUUGCUCCAAUCUCUCACAGAAGAGACUUCAAAUGAAAUGUCUCAAUCAAAUGAUGAGAAUUAUCAUGUUAAAAAUGAUAAUUAUACUUCUAAACCCAAAAAACUCAAAAAUGGCUCAAGAGUUGCGGUACCGUCAUAUCAAAUUGAUUCCGAAAUUUUCUCAUCGGACCAUAGACCACCACCACGCCUCGACUUGUCCUUCAACCAUAGCCUUCUUGAUCAUCCUAUCAAGGAUGAUAGACCUCUAUCCACUCUCACGAAUGAUAUCUUUGACGCCUAUGCUAUGGGUAAUGAACGUGGCUCAUUCAGUUCUGUCUCUUCUGCUAUUUCUUCAGAGAAUACUCACCCUUUCGAACACGACUUACGACUUGACCAAUCUCAUUCUCACGAUAGUUAUACUCACGAUAAUCAGAUUCACGACACUCAAUUACACACCGAAGAUGAUGAUGCCCAGACCAUUCAUGGCUCUCCAAAUCAAAACAAGCAAGAUACUCUCAAGAUUGUCAAUACCAAUGUUUCACCUUCAAAGAGUUCUCUGAAUACUCCAAACACUCUCAGGAACAACUCUAUAUCCUCCACUGAAGACACAAACGAGUCUAAUGAAUCCACAUCAGAAGAGAUAUCAGAGUCAGUUGAAACGGGUGAAAGUUACGAAACGAUAUCCAGUGAACACGUUGACAAUGCCUACAUGGUAACAAAGUCUUUGAAAAACAGGGUUCAACCACCGACACCAAUACCAAGCGAAAUACCCCCACCAACUUCAAAUCCAAUGAAGAUGUCGAUGGAUCUCUCAGUAGGCUCGCUUAUACCGGAAUUUCCCGCACAGACUAGACAUACCAAUAUCAAUAAUAUCAAUACUAACAUAAAAAAGAUUGAUAGUGUGAACAGCUUUCCAAAUGUUGACCAAAUGCUAUUCGAACCUUCGAGACCUGCUCCUGAACCUCCAACUCCAAUAAUCUUUUCUGAUCUUCCUUCUCGGAACAACCCAUCUCCUACACCUUCAACUGGCUCGUCUACCUCAAAGAAGAAGGGAUGGAAUUGGCUCAAAGAGAAGGAAAGAGCUAGGAAUGAACGUGCACUGAAAAUGAAAGAACUCAAAGAUGCCAAAGUUAGAGAAAAGCUUGAGUUAAAGGAGAAGGAGAAGCGUGAACGAGAAGAACGUCUAGCACGUGAGAAGGAGAAACGUCGUGAGAUGGAAGAGAAAGAAAAGGCUAAAGCUAAAUCUAAGAGUGACAUGAAAGUGCGCGAGCGUGAAAAAAGAGAUAAAGAGAAAAAGGAGCGUGAGUUGAAGAAGGAGAAUGACUUAAAGGUCGCUCGCGAGGAAAAAGAGAAGAAGGAGCGUGAGGAGAAAGAGAAAAAAGACCGAGAAGAAAAAGAGCGGAAGGAGCGGGAACUUCAGAAGAAAGAGCGCGAAGAAAACGAAAAGAGGGAGCGUGAAUCUGCCAAGAAGGAGCGUGAAGAUCGUGAAAAGAACGAGCGCGAGGAGAAAGAAGCCAAAAUGAAAGAAGAGCGCGAAGCCAAGGAAGCCAAACUCAAAAGCGAUCGUGAGGAAAAGGAAUCUAAAGCUAGAGAGGCGCGCGAGGCUGAGGAGAGUAAACUUCAACGCGAUCGUCAAGAACAAGAAGCUCGAGAAGCCGAAUCUGAAGCCAAAGCCAAGGCUGAAAGAGAGGAUAGAGAAAUCCAGAUGAAAGCUGAGCGCGAGGAGAUGGAACAACGAAAAAUGAAGGAGCGCGAAGAAGAGCAAAGUAAGCUCAAAAAAGAACUGGAAGAGUUGGAGGAAAAGCUCAAGAAGGAGCAAGAAGAGAAGGAGGAAGAGGAGAGACUCAUGAAGGAACGUUUAGAGCAAGAGGAGAUUAUAAAGAAGGAGCGUGAAGCUGAAGCCAAACUCAGACAAGAACUUGAAGAGCAAGAAAAUGCUCUGAAGAGAGAGAUCGAAGAGAGAGAACAGCGUGAGGAAGAACUUCACCGACAGCUUGAAGAAGAGGGGCAGCUCGAGAGAGAGCGUGAAGAAGAGCAGCUUCAAAAAGAACGUGAAGAGGCUGAACUCGAACUCCAAAGAGAGCGUGAGAAGGAGGAGCGUCUUAAAGAGCUUGCAGAAGCUGAGCUUGAUAAUCAGAGAGAGCUUGAAGAGAAGCAGCUUCAGAAAGAACUCGCUGAUGCUGAGAUCGAGCUCCAGAAAGCACGUGAGGAGGAAGAAGAAAAUGCAAAAAAGGAGCGCGAUGAGACCAAGAAAGUGGAGAGUGAUAAACAGAAGAAAGAGUCCGAAAAGAAGCCCAAAGAGAAAAGACUUAAACCAUCCUUCAAGCUUAAGAAAUCUGAUUCCGCAGCGUCAUCUAAGUCAAGCAAAGAGGCAGCAAAGCAGGCAACCAAGGCCAAAGAGCAGGAGCGCGCUCGGGACAAGGAAGCGGCCAAGGAACGCAAAGAGGCAGCAAAGAUUGCCGCAGCUCAGUCACGUGAAGCUGCUAAGAAUACUCAAUCAUCUCAUAUAGGAUUCGUUGGCACUUUGUUCGGAUCAAAGAAGAAGAGCAGCAGCAGUCUGAAGUCUAAUUCUACUAAAUCCUCAACAAGUGAUCAGCCAAAAGAGAAAAAGAAGAAAGACAAGGGUAAGAAGGAGAAGAAAGCCAAUGAUUCGGAACAAAAGCCUCAAGCACCGGCUAACAUGUUUGACUAUCGCUAUCCUAUCCAAAUCGAACGUGCUAUUUACAGAUUGAGUCACCUCAAGCUCGCUAAUCCACGCCGGUCACUUUACGAGCAAGUAUUAAUUAGCAACUUCAUGUUCUGGUAUUUAUCAAUAGUGAAUCACCAGAAUCAGAGGCAGGUUGAAGCUAGACACAGACAAGAUGACCAGAUUGAGGUGCACAGACAGGAGGAGUUUGUCGAGAAUGCGGACCAAAACAGCUUUGUAAAUUACGAAGCUUCGAGUGUGUUGACAUCUUCACCUACACCUCAAAACUCGCCGACGCAUCCAUCCGUACCGGACUCACCUCCAACUCCAGCUUUGUCAGGCGAAAUUCCCCUUCCUCACGAGGAGCAUGGAGAGGAAUCUGAAGAGAAACAUCCUUUGGCUCUCAAUGAAGGUAGCGAGGAAGAUUUAACGGAGGAGACACUGUCAUCACUUACGAGUGAUAUAAUACAAGAAAUAGAAAUUGGUGAGCCAGUUUUACCUGCUCAAGCAACCAUGAAGGGACCGGAACGAGCUACAACUACUGCAAAAGCACCAUCGCCAUCACCUUCUCCACCUGAGAUUCUACCUGAAGAUGUACAAGAAGUUAUCGCACCACCUGAAUCGGUGUCUUCAGGUUCACCUUCACCCCCGAUGGCACUUGAUUCACCUAUUGAGCUGGAAGAGGCGCGUAUGUCACCAUUAGCAUCGUUUGAAGAUCAGAUCCAAAGACCAAGUGAUCCACCAGUCGAGCGUCAAGAAGAGAUGCAAAAGGAGCAGAAGCAAAAGCAAAAGCAGAGGGAGUCAGUAAUAGCUGAGCCUCCUGUAUCUUUACCUGUAAUGACACAACCAGCGCGUCCAGAGACACCUCCUCAGCAACCACCUUCACCAGUUACAAUACCAGCAUCACCAGCUCAGCCACACCAUGCACCAGCUCAACCAUCGCGACCACCAUCAACUGCACGACAAUUAUUGAAUAUUGUGACACAGCAGCCUUCAAGAUCACCAUCACCGGGACCAUCACCCUCAUCUGUACCUGCACCCGUUUCAUCACCUGUAGCCUCACCGGGACCAUCACCACUUACGCAGAACAAUCAACAGAGAAGCGCAUCUCCAACACCAAAGAGAAACAGACUUACAAAGAUGGUAAGCACAGGUAGCUUUAGAGGGGAGAUUGGUAUGAAGCAACCAUCGUACGAAGAUCCGUACAAAAUGUUGGAUAAGCCGAAGCAAUCGCCGCAUUCAUUGACGUACUCUUCGCCAACGCAGUCGCAGUCACAGACAGUGAUGCAACCAUCUUCACCUAGACAGCAGUUUCCAGGAAUGAUACAGCAACCAUCACCUAGACAGCAGUCUCCAGGUAUAAUACAUCAACCAUCUUCACCUAGACAGCAAUCUCCAGGUAUGUUGCAGUUACCAUCACCAAGGCAGCAGUCUCCAGGUAUGAUGCAUCAACCUGCAAGACAACAGUCGCCAGUAAUGAUGUACCAACAUCCAAGACAACAGUCGCCAGUAAUGAUGCACCAACCUCCACGACAACAAUCACCAGUUAUGAUGCAUCAACCUCCAAUACAACAAUCAUCAUACAUAUUACAACAACCACCAAGACAACAAGGGUCACCGAUAAUGCGUACACCAUCGCCUGCCCAAAUGCAAGAAUACCAACAAGCGCAAUUCGAACAACAACAAGCACCUGGAGGAUCACAAAUGUACGGACCAUCACCAUCACCACCACCAGUGCCAUCACAUUCACCUAGUCCAAUGCAACAAACGCAACAACAGAAUCAAGGAUUUGGGAUGCAUGGAUGGGGAGUGUAUCAACAGAAUUCGCAGCAUCAUCAGCAAUUAAUGAAACAGCAGGCGUAUAUGCAUCAACAGCAAGUACAACAACAGCAACAACAACAGGAGUUGCAGCAGCAAAGGUAUAUAAAUGCGAUGGCUAUACAGGAAGUACGUCGUGGGUCGUGGUCGCCUGGGUCACAGAUGCAACAACAACAACAGCAGUACCAACAACAACAACAGUACCAACAGCAGCAUUAUAGUCAGCAGCAGCCACCACCACCACAACAACCACAACAUCAACAUUACCAACAGCAACAACCACACCAAAACUCACAAGACUCACAGCAACGUUCACAUAAAUCCAAGUACUUACCAUCGCGUUCAAGUUCAGCUUCAAAUGUACCAACGCAGAAUAAUGUUGGACGUCGACCAAGUUUACCACAUCUACAAACGUUGGGAGUAGAUGAGAGAAUAACGGCAAGUUCAGCACCUAGUUCACCGGCAUCAACGGGGUUUGUAAUUGAAGACGCCCCGACUUUACCAGCGAUGACAUAUGAGAAUUUGUAA